This is a messenger RNA of Porites lobata, 9820 nucleotides long. Lineage: Eukaryota; Metazoa; Cnidaria; Anthozoa; Scleractinia; Poritidae. The record is from the annotation of a GenBank genome assembly.
AUGGCUUACGUAUCUGCCUGUAUCUGUUUAGAACAAAGCACUCAAGGGUCAAAGAGGGCUCUGCCAUUAGCAGCGUCUGUUUUAAAGAACCCCAAGGUUCAAGAAGCUGUUGUGGACAAAGGAUUGGAAGUGAUGAACAAAUUGGUUGACAAACAGCUCAAGAUCAUCGACGAAGCUCAGGAGAAAGCCUCAAACUUUUUAGCCAAAAACGUAAGUGCAUCUGCAAACUUAGGAGACUGAAUAAAGAUGACUCUCCAUUAACGUUCUUCAUCGUUAUUACCAGAUUAAAUUGGACAUAACGCCAGACAAAGGCUGGAGUACACCAGACAUGUUUGUACCCUCUGGAUACCACAUGGAGACGGCCCUUUCGGAAGUAGAAAAACCUGAAAAAGAGCAAGGAGAGGUUCCAUAUACUUAUGCACCCAAUACGGGUGUGGGAUAUGUCAUGAUGAAUGGCUGCUGGGGGACAAAUUAUACAGCCAGUGAUCCUUGCUAUAACGCGAAAUGGACUUCCAAUGUCUGUCAGGUAGGUGACCCUUAUAGGUGAAUGAUGUGUGGAAGGACGAAGCAGGCGCAGAUCCACACCGGUUUCCACCAUCGGUCAGAUUUUUAAUAAAUAAAUACACUUUUAUAAAAACAAAAAUUCCCAAGUAGCAAUCCGGCCAUAUCCACCCUGAAUGACCCAGAAACCCAGGAAAGGGGACUUGGAGAGUUAAAAUCCACAAAAAUUCAGGUUUUACAUUUUCUUGCAGAACAUGAUUGACGGAGCAGCAUUUCUAGGAGUUGGCUUUGAUGGUCGCGGAGAUUACAGUCCAGAGUCAAGAAAAAUGAGCAUUGUGCAGAGAAACUGUAAAAACAAGGCAACGUAAGUCUGAAUACAGUUCAUACACGAAAUGACUCCUUAGGUCCUGCCUGGGAAAAGUGCGGUGAGUAUCAAUAACAGAGUAUUUCAAAUAUUCAUAUCAAUUGAUUUCAUUAGAUGAAAUUUGAAUUGACACUUUUAUGUCAAUUAUGUGGAGCCAAAAUGGAUCAGAGUGCAUGUGAAGUGACGAAUCCUUUUAGUGACAAAGUCAGUUGCCCUAUCCUUACAAAAAACAGUCAUCUAUCAAAUAAAUUUAAAGAUAAUUUCAUUUUUGACGCUCUUAAAGUGUCAAAUAGGGUGAAAGUGGGUUGGCUUUAUGUCAGCCACUCCGCACACUAUAAGAAAAUGUUAAUAUGAAUGAAUAAUUCUAGGUAUGACGAUUUCGAUGUGCCCGAUACCAUGAACGUUCAUGGAAUUUACGAUACCUCGGCUACUAUGCACACGUUUGAGAGCCGCGCAGAAUUUCAGCAAUAUUUGCAGAAAGAAGCUGGUGUAUCUGGGUCUUACUUCGGGUUUUAUGCAGGAGCAAAAAAGGCCUGGGGAAGCUCAACCUCGACUGCUGGACAGCAGUUUAUGUCUGUUUUGGAUAUUGAUGUAGACAGGUAAGUGACCGUUAGACUGAUGGCAGUAAAAUGAAUGAAUGAAUGAAUGCAGAGUCGUGGAGGAGAGGACAACAGACGUGCCCUCUUACAAUACAUUUUUAAGAUGUGAACAGUAAGCUCAGACGUCAGCAUACAAGGGCACCACUGUCAGCCGCUCUCAGUCCAUUUAUGAGGUUACUGUACCCACCCGACGAGAAUGAUGUGAUUUGUGAAGGUUGACCGCAACACCGGGGUCUACAUCCCCUACUCUUUUCGAACAGUGGUGUGGUCUUUUUUACGUCCGUCAAGAACCAGAUAAAUGUAAGUGCUCUGAGACGGGGCCUACGGCUUUCGUCCUUAUCCGAUUAGACCACUAGAAAGUCUAAUAGUUUGUAGGUGUUGGUCCGGCCUGGGUUCGAAAUGAUGUUGAUCUACAAAUUAUUAGACUGUGAAAGCAUGACGUUUUUACAACGUAAGUCAUUCUGUUCUUCACGCAAGGGGAAGAAUCGAAAUUUUGUCAGAUGUAAGAUUGUAACUAAUGCGCACUUGUUGGUUUAUGUUUAUGCGGGGUAGUCCCUGCCGUGUAUUGACGUAUCCUAAACUUUCGCGUCUUUUUAAUGCAUGGUCCUUAUUCGAUACACCCAUAACCAGCAAUUGAACGUUUAGCCAACGAUUGAACGUUUUGUCUGAUUUAAACUCUCUCGUUCGGUUGUGUUUCCGUAACGAUAUAUUCUCCAUAUGUUCACUUGUAGCCCUUUAAAAUUACCACGGUAUCAUUCUCCGUCCCAACGCCAGCGUUCUGUUUCGUAUUGAGAUUCCUAAUAGUUAUACAAAAUUAAAAUUUUACAUGAUGACAUCAGUGGAUGCUUCAGCAUUUGAUAAGGUUUAAAAACGAGCUGCCUCUGGUUGAGCAUGCGUAUAAAAAUGGUCUCUCUUUCUUCCUUAGCAAUUGUGCACAGUGAAAUUGUUUUAAAUUUUGUUUUUUUCCCGACAAAUUUAAUAUGUUUGCUGUCUAAAAUGCAAAAAGUGUUUUUCCAUGUCGCAUUUGUUGAUGAUGGUAUUUCGAUACUAGAACGCCCGACUACUUUAAAGUGCGAAAUCGAAAAAGAAGUUUUCAUGGUAUUAUAUGAAAAUUAAUGGUCAAAAUAGAGAAAAGAACCUAUUUUUAACUAGUACUACAUUAUAAUUAUCAUCAGUGUUAGUCAUUUCCAUUCUUGUGCUGCAUUAACCAAGGUAUGAAAUUUUCAUGGAUGAAGUUAAGCCAGAGGAUUUAAGCGUUGCAUUUCUGCGAGAAUUUAUGAAACUUCCAAGAUCAUACUUCGAUGCAAGAGCUCCAACAAAAUACCGUAAGUACCGGCAAAAAUAUUUAAGAGAAAAGUAAAAGAACUCUCUGGUUCCUUUGAUAAUUCGGCCUGGCCUGAAGUAGACGUUCUCAUUACUUACUUUCUUGAAACGAAUCAGUGUAAAACCUUGACACGGUAACCUAGUUAGUCUUUAAAACUAGAAAUAUUUCGUCUCUUUGCUUGAAAAUUAUUUUGAUAUGUUAUAUUAGACACGAACUAGAAUCAUGAUUAUAGCAUUAGCCUUAGGCUCUUGAAAUUGCUCAAUUUUAAAGUGACCAUGUUUUACUGAGUAAGCUGAGUAUAUCUACAAGUAAAACAACUGCCUUUCUUCUUUUGCUUUGUAAUAGAAAAUUUUAUUCAAAGAUGGGGAACCCAUUAUAUUAAAUCAGCGAGAUUUGGCGGAGAACUGGAAAUACGUAAGAGAAUGGACGCUAAGGAGGCAGGAUCUAAAACCCAGUUUUCCGAGAAAAUGGAAUUUGAAUAUAAGACUCUUUUUGCGAGUGUUGGUGCAAAGUAUACAAAUGAGGGAGGAGUGUCUGUAAGACAACAGACUAAAACAACUUCGACAGAGGUUGAAGCCAAAGGGGGAAGUCAAGAUAUAGCGUCCAUUCUGUCUGACAUUUACUCACCAACAUUUAAGACAGAAUUCAAAGAAUGGCUGCAGUCGAUUCCUAAGUACCCAAAGGCGUAUAAAUUUGUGAUGGGAAAAAUUUCCGACUUGGUGAAUUUCCGGGCCAGUGAUUUGUUUCCAGAAGAGAAGGUGAGCAUUUGAUUUUGGAUUGAUUAGUUAAGAGUUAAUCAUUCAUAGCGAGCUUAUGAAACGCCGAAUAACGUUGAUGUCCUGUUAGGGGUUUCGCUUGACAAAAAGUUAAAAUUAGGUUUUGUUUUCAUAUCUCCAGUAUGACGUUGUCGAGACAGACCACUGAAAGAAAGAAAAGAUCAACUUCAGGUUGCACGGAACGUGAAAAUUCUUGCUGCUUAUGGCUUGUGAAUAACACCUUAAUUUUUUUUGUCUUCAAAAGCAAGGUUAUAUAUCUAGUGUGACUUCCCUCCCUACUUCCUGGCUGAGGAACUAAAACAUAGUCGAGUUUGGGCGGUCCAUCUUAUCGCGGACUUUUUCCUCCAGGUAAGCUGGGGCUGCGAGGGGAAAGCGGCAGAAAUCGAGACUGACAAAGAUGGGCGUAAGUUCUAUUACACCUUUCCCAUUAAAGGAACGAAGAAGAAAGUUUAUUGCGAAUACGACAGCCGACAAAGCCUGGAGACAGCAAUUAUGGACAAGAGGACAAGUUUAAAGAGAGCCAUUGAAAUCUACAUGGAGGAGGUAAUGUUGAUGUUGAUGUGAACCCAUAGUGUAUAUCAUUCGCUAAAACUAAAAUGUCUCUGUGUUGAAUUAAUGGUUAGGGGCCCGUUUCUCUAUCGGAUGUCCGUCUUGAAAAAUGUCCACCUGAUACAGUGACCAAUCCCACGACAAAACCUACUACCCAACCCGGACAGUCAGCAGACAAAUGGAUGAAUGAUAAAGUAGUGGUUCCCAAAUGGAAAGAGCUUAUCCGCGGUGACUCCACUUUUCAAGUAACAUUUGACAUGCUGAGUGAUCUAACAAACCCACUGCAUAUUGCUUUCAGUAUUCCAAAGGACAUGAGGAGGAAUGUUCGCUACAGGUACGUCUUUAACAUUAGAAAAGCUCGUUUUGACUUCAUUAAUUUAUUGUGCACACUUUAAAGUCUCAAAAGUACUACAACAACAACUGCGCCUUCUUACCCACAAAAAAUGUCUAAGGCCCAGUUCAGACGCCGACCUCUUCAUGAGCCGAACCUAAUUCGAAUUAAGGCUGACCCAAUCGGCUGAAUUGAUAUCAGACACCGAUCUUAAUUCCAGCUGAACAAAAAUCAAGAGGAGGAAAAUGUUCAGUUCGGUAAAACUGAUCGAUUGCAAAAUUCGUUUAAUAAUAAUUUAUACAUUAGGUUCGGGACAUGUAAACAGCUUGAAAAGUUCGGCGUCUGAAUCAAAGCCGUUCCAAAGUCGCUCCAAAGCCGAAAUUCUCGGCCUGGCUAGGCGGCAAAAACGGAUGAGCCGUUCCAAAUUGAAAUAGGUGUUCCUAAUUGAGUCAGACGCCUAACCUUUCAUGUACUUAAUUCAAUGCAUACUUUCGGCUUGUGAAAAGUUCGGCAUCUGAACCGGGUCUAAUGUCACUUUCCAUCACCAUUUCAUCUUGAGGGCGAAAGGUGCAAAAAGACCGAGCCUUAGCCAGAAUAAUAAGCCUAAGAGUAUUGAGAAAAAUAUUUUCCACACGCGUAUGACUCAUGAUCACUCAGUCAGACAUGGGGAAAAACUGAAAUACUGCAGUGCCCCCAUGGAUACCAGCAAUAUGUAGAGCGUAUACAAGUUAUUGAUCGAGAUAGCUGGAUAUUCGCCAAUUUCAAUUCUUUCUUUUUGGUUUUGUUAUGGAUCGAGACCAAGUCGAGGCCAUUUAAGAACGCAAAAAAGAGAUCAAUAUUCACUGAACAAAUUUGAUCAAUAUAAAAUAUUCAUAAUAAGGCCGAGGGAACCUUUUUUUCUUGAGGAGCUUAAGCGGGAAAUCCUGCAAAAGGGCGAGACAGGACCAUCGUUCCCGCUUGGGUUGUAGCUCAUCAGAACACAGGUUUCGAAUCAUCUCAACGCUCGCGGAACCAAACCAUAUGAUAAAGCUUAGAGUGUAUUAAUUACUUAGCUUAACUUGAUGAGGUUUUCACUCUCCUCUUUACUUAUUAUCCCCAGUGUGAACACCAUGUUGUAUUUAAUUGUCACUCAAAAGAUACGUGUAGAAGGAGGAAAAAAGGUCACUGAAAAAUUAAACAUGAUUGAUUAGAAGGAAAGAGAGAUUGACGGACGGAGAAAUCUGUAGAGUUUGGUGCCAUCUAAGUAAAGCCCAUUGGAAAAUUUCAAAACAGAACUUUACAAGUAUUUCAUAUCUAUAUUUUCUUAAGGGAUGGUGAAUGGUACACAAGUAACGGUAAUAACACAUUUCACCUGUAUAGCGGUUUCAGUGGUUCGACAAAUUACCACCGAAAACGUAAAAUGUCCAUAUUUGGAUUGAAUUUAUCCUACAACGAAAAGAAAGGGUUUUUAUAUCUUGAUGAAGAAGAUUACAAAUCAUCAAAGAAAGUGUUUCCUACAUUGCCAACUGACUUGAUUGGAAUACCAUUAGCACGGGUGGAAUCAGUAAGCCGAGACGAGCAUGCUAGCAAGAGAAGCGGGUCUUCCGCCGCACCCAGUAUAGGGGUACCUUGCCACGCCGAAUGGUCCAAUGUCCUCCGUAUAGACUUGGAAGACACGCAAGGGCAAUGUCUUCACUUUACUGCAGCGUCUAGUGGAACGAUAUACGUGGUGUUCAGUGCUUCCCCAAAAAACUUCCAAGCACGUUAUGUCGUGGAAAUUUCCACAAAAAAGGUUGUCAUCUUUAAGGUAUGUUGAAAAGUGUUUUUUGUUUUUGAAAGAGUUAGCAAAAGGUAUUGAAUUAAAGAAAUCAUUUGGUUUUGAAAUUAAUCCUCCAUAUUUUUGAUUCGGCUAAAAGAUGGUGGCCAUGGGCUCAUUUCUUCCCCACUAUACUACUAAUAUAUUCCUUGUAAGACCCUCAUGUGACGUCUUUACUGCACGCCAUUAGCUCAAGUUGAAAGGAAGAGGUUAUCUGGAGGCAACAAAGCUAAUUGUAUGAAUUCAAAGUGAAUACAGUGUAUAUGAUAUUUAAUUCGUAUACCGAACUGCGGGAGAAACAAUUUUUCUAGAAACUGUUUCACUGUGAUGAUCUUUCAUUUGCUAAAUUUUUCUUCCGCAGUUUAAGUGUAGCAGAUUUCAUAAAUUCACUUUAAUUUAUAUUUUAAUCUUCUACGGAUAUGUCACGGAAUUCGAAGUAUCGACCCCGCUCCCUGCUGGCUUGAAAGCUCAGUGGUUAGAUGCACUGCACCGGUAUCGCAGAGGUCAUGGGCCGGGUUCGAAUCUCUUUCAAGUCUUAUGUGUUUGGGCUUUCCUUAUUGUGUACCUUAAACUGCGAUAAUCAUUUAUUUGUUAAAAUAGUUUUCGUUAGCAAUAGUUAGUUUAAGCUACAAGCAUUUUAUAUGCUGGUGUAGGGUGAAGAGGCAGCGUCUGACUCACCAUCCAUUACCGAUGUAAAUGCUGUGGCCAUUGGGGAAGGCGUUAUUUUCGAGUCUUACUUUGUGUGCAUCACCAUUUCUGGUAAAAACACGUUGAUCGAGUACGGCAAGAACCAAGGUACCAGGGACGCUGGAAACGUCUAUCUUAACAUGAUAGACAACAACAGAAAUUUUGAUGUAAGGUUUUAUGCUUUUGGAAACAAGGACGAGCUAGUCAAUAUCAUGGACGCUCACAUGGUCUCGCAUAAUCGAACGGAUAUCCAGUGCAAGGGGGAUACCAAGAAAGACGAAAUUGAAAAUCUGUGUGCAAAGAAUUGUCACAGAACCUGCAAUCCCGUGGCAGGUUGGUGGGAUUUUAUAUUCGCAUAAACUUCACAUUGGGCACCUGUUUCGCAAAAUUGCAAUUACCUAUGCCAUGUUCCUUUACAUACAUUGCAUUAGAGCAAUUAUUGAUGCUGGCAGAGUCUCGCUUUGGGUGAGCUCUGCUGGCUCGGACCCAUGCAAAUGAUGGCGAAUUAAUUUGGGGAUGAAUUAGGCCACAGGAGCGGCCGUUCAUUCAAUUUAAAAAACUGGAAAUAUUCCAGAUACACAAGAAUUUUAUCUCCAAGCAAAAGUGAUGGAGGGCACAUCCGCCGUCCCACUAGGACAAAUAGGGACGACGGCGACGGCAACGGGAACGCCACAAAAUCAUUAGGUUUAAUUAGCAAAACAACUAUUUUGGUUAGUGACUUGGAGUAAUCGCUAUGAAGAUUGAAAGAACGCGAAUUCACUUUUUCAGCGACGUUUUCUCCGCCGUCGCCGUCCUAGGAUCUUAAGGUCCCUAAUAAGAACCAAAGGCAGGGGGAGGGAGGGAAAAUCAUAUUAAUGUUCCUUCAUGUAAGAGUGCGCAGAAGGGUCAUGCGCCUCCCUUUCACGACUUAAGAAUAACCCCGAAAAUGUCCCCGAUGGCAGAAACGCAAUUCUCCAACCACCCCACUCCCCCCUUCUCACUUAUAGCUGUAGAAAUACAUUAAUAGCCAGUCAGAGGAAGCAAAUAAUCAUUUCCUUCUUUGGAAAUAAAUUUCUGUUAAAGUCAACAAAAACACGCGAAAGCCCGAGCACAUUUAUUUCAUUCCCCUACGUAAGGUUACCAUUGGCUUGUUAUUGUUGUGGCUUUAUAAACCUUAUUACGAAUUUUUUUAAUUUUUUAAGUGUUUUAAUCUAAGUAUCUCUCUUGCUUUUCCCGCCCCCAUACUUCCCACCUUUCUCAGAGCUUUGACGAAAGGAUCCUGCUUUGACCUUAUAUUUUUAAUAAUGUUUAGGCUGCAAAGCACCGGACGAUGAUGAACAGUGCAACGCAUGUAGAGUUGUGAAGGCAGCAGGGAGCUCGAGAUGUCUUGACGAAUGCCCAGCAACAUCUAUGAUAAACAAAAAACGGGAAUGUGUUCGUAAGUGUAUUACCUUACAGCAGAUUCAAAAUGUAAACGUGACGCUAUCCGAGGGAGCUAGAAGGAUGCUGGUGUAUCUCUUCAAAGAAGUUCCCCCUAAGUUGCAAAUCAGCAAUUCGCUUUGAGUGUGUGUUUUUAAGAUGAAGCGUUUCCACUUCAGUACUUUAUUAUGAUCUUCUCGUCCUGUUGUUUUAGAAUUGAGGCCUCGCAAUUUUUUUUUAAAAGUCAGCCCAACUAUGAUCCCAGCUAUGAUCAGGCCUUUUCGAUCAGACUUAAAUGUGUUACUUAAAAGUUGAAACACGUUUAAAUCCUGCAAUAUGCAGAAAAAUAAUUAACUGGCCUUUUAAAACUUUUUUAGCAUCUUAUGAAGGGAAAGUAGAAAUAGGCACUGGAACUCCAAUUGAGGUGAGAGAUAUCUCGAUCGGGGAUGAACUCAGCACAUGCAUGUGGCUAAAGCUUACAGAAGGAACAUGGAAAAAAGAUAACCACAUGGCAUUUCCGGUUUGGUUGGAGAUGCAGGGAAUGAACAUGCUCACUUCCUUAACUGGGGAAGGUGACAGUCUUUACUUCCUGUACGUACAUGGUGGCAUAAAUGAAAGGUAAUCAACAACUGAGUUUCUUUAACUUUUGGAGCCCCCAAAUUUAAAAUUUACCAUAUAUAGUUUGGUAGGGAUAUUGUCAUGCUUUAUGUGACACAUUUGUUCGGUUGGUCUUAGCAUAGUCGAUGUCAGGUGCAUGCCAAAUGUCACAAUUCUCCACAUCUAGCUAACAUUUUACAUAUUUAUUCCCAAUGCAUUGCGCACCUUAUGCUCCCAAAAAUGACUUUGCAGAGCAAAACAGAAGAGACUGACGUUUUGGAGAAUGGCAUGAUUCUUACAUUGCAAGGAUAAGAAAAGCUCACUUGAUUUCUCGAUUUUGAGAUUACAUUUACUUGCGUUCUUCACUUUGUUAUUCUUGUUAUCUCAUAGCACGGACGUUUCUGGUACAUUAUAUUAACGUUCAACCUUCUCAUAAUUUGUUUGAAUUAAGGCUGAACGUCGAUGUAUUAAAGGAUAAACUAUGGCAUCAAAUCUGCAUUUUAUGGUCAAGUAAGACAGCUGUCUGGUCUAUAUAUUUUGACGGAGAGAGGAAAGCCUACGGCAUUUAUAACGACUUUAUAGGACGAAGAAUUGGAAAGUUUAAGUACGGAGAGGCUUUGUCGUCAAAUAAAAUGCGCAUGACCCAGGUCAAUCUUUGGGACCGCGUUCUCACAAAUCAAGAAAUCGCAACCUUCGCAAAAACGUGCAACCAGGGAAUAGGUGACCUUGUUUCCUGGGCUGAUCUGUAUGACGAAACAAAGUCAAGCAGGUACUCCAAGCCGUCCACCUGCAAAGCAGUUCCCGAGGCUUUAUCAACCACCGCCACGCCUGUGACAAAAAAGCCAACCACCGAACCUACAACUGCAAAAGCCACAACAACUGAGCCAGCAUCCAGGUAA